GUUGCUCUGACAACAGUCUGCCCUUUAUAUAAGAAUGGUAAAGGGAGGAAGUCAUCUUUUCUGCUCUACAGGUUACUUCAGCUUUUGCCUCUGUUGAUGUCUGUGGCAACACCUCUGCAGUCAGUGAACACUCAGAUUUUGUCCUUCUUCCUGUGACUGAUCAAAGAAAGACAUGUGAAACAUUGGUGAUAGUCUCCGAUAGAAAUUUUUAUCCACAAUGAUGCAUCUCCCAAACAGAAGUAUCCAGAGUGUCAACAUAGUCUUCUCCUCUGGGGCCAUACUCAUGUUGGUGGUAGGAUUAAUCAUGGAAAACUGGGUGGAACUGAUUCCCAAAAUAAGAAAGGAUAAGACUACCCACAGUCCAUGGCUGGGUUGCUGUCCUGCUUUUUGGCCUGAAGAUAGCCUGGGGACGAUCAGUAGCAUGAUGAGGAUGAGUCUCAACAUAUCCAUCUAUCUUAAUUUGAUCAUAGGUCUGCAAUUCACCUCUAUGAUUUCUCAAAAUAAGUGUAUGCACCUCCUAAUUGGUUUCCUGAGUUUCUUCACAGGUUGCCUUUUGUUCUAUGCAGUCACUGUGUAUCAUCACAAGCUAAAUAAAGGUCAACAAACAUACUUUGUUGCUUACAAGGUCAAAUGGAUCGCUUUCACUGUCUACUUAGCCAUCGCACUCUUCCUUACCUGUGGUAUCUUCUGUUUCAUGCAGUGCACAGAUAAAUGUGCCUGCCUGAAAUUCUGUAUACCAUCCAGCGAAGUUAGUAGCAGAAGACUGUCUGGGAGUUCAAUCCAAGUUAUUUCAUUUCCAGAGCGCACCACAAUGCCUCGGAGCAUUGUCCAUGUGCACUCCAUGACCUCAAAGGAUGAUACCCUGCACAAACCACAUGUACAAUCACGUCGUGUAACCUGGGCUCUAUGACGUAGCAGUGUGUGUGUGUGU
Molecule: messenger RNA, 931 nt
Organism: Peromyscus eremicus (cactus mouse)
Lineage: Eukaryota; Metazoa; Chordata; Mammalia; Rodentia; Cricetidae
Gene: Tmem225
Product: transmembrane protein 225
Exons: 4
Coding region: 218-910 (230 amino acids)
Biological process (GO): negative regulation of phosphatase activity
Source: RefSeq, a predicted model, not a curated record